This is a messenger RNA of Ambispora leptoticha, 502 nucleotides long. The record is from the annotation of a GenBank genome assembly. Lineage: Eukaryota; Fungi; Glomeromycota; Glomeromycetes; Archaeosporales; Ambisporaceae.
ACCACCCGCAUUAGAUGUGAAGUGUGUCAUUCUAUUGCACGUCAUAUUAAAGAUUUCUUAAUGCUAAAUGCUACUCAAGAGAUUACCAUUCAAGAAGGCAUUCUCAUAUGUUCAUUGUUGAGACUUCAAACCCAACGUGUGUGUUCCGAGAUCAUACCCAAAUUUGCUCCUUGGGUCAUAACAGUCCUUGCACAUUCUGUAUUCUCUGCGGAAAACUUAUGUACAAAGGCUCAUUUAUGCCCAAAACCAGAUACACCAGAAAAACCAGAGAUUAUUGAUUUACCUGCACCAACCACUAAGAAUCAUAUUACAGUUUCCGAACAACAAAAUGACGAUGAUGAUCAAAAAAUUUGGGUUGUUCAUUUGAGUGAUUGGCAUUAUGAUUCAGAAUAUGCUGAAGGCUAUGAAGUGAAUUGUGGAGAACCAGUCUGUUGUCGUGCACCAAAUGCUUUUGGUGAUAAAGCCACCACUCCUGCUGGUAAAUGGGGAGACUAUAAUUGUG